AUGCCACCUAUCGAGAAACCCAAGACUCACUAUGACAUGCUUGUCAUCGGUGGCGGCUCCGGUGGUAUGGGAGCUAGUCGUCGUGCAGCCAAGUAUGGCGCUAAGGUGGGUGUGAUUGAGGAGUCAGGCAAGUUGGGUGGCACUUGUGUCAAUGUAGGCUGUGUGCCCAAGAAGCUGAUGUGGCAUGCUGCAGACCUGCAGGACAGACUGAACGAGGCGGCUGAGUACGGCUUCCGGGAGGCGGGACAUUCGUUCAACGUGCCCACAGUGGACUGGGCCUACUUGGCGGAAAAGCGCGAUGCUUACGUGCAUCGUUUGAAUGGGAUCUACGAUAGCAACCUCCAAAAGGACAAUGUGGAUUACAUCUCCGGUCAUGGCAAGUUGCUCGGUAACGGUAAGGUCCUGGUCACACCUGGCGUGGAUGGCUCGCUGGAGAAGGAGGUGACACUCACAGCUGACCACAUUGUGGUGGCUACGGGUGGCCGUCCUAGCAUUCCCUCAGAUGAUCAGAUCCCUGGUGCUAGCCUUGGUAUUGACUCGGACGGCUUUUUCGCUCUGCGUCAGCAGCCGAAGCGCGUCGCCGUGGUCGGUGCUGGCUACAUUGCUGUAGAGCUGGCUGGUGUACUGAAUACGCUGGGCUCUGAGACGCACUUGAUCAUCCGCCACGACAAGUUCUUGCGUAACUUUGACCCGAUCAUUUCAGAUACGCUUAUGGAUUACAUGGGCAAAACUGGGUUGACUGUACACAAGGAGACCAAUGUGAAGCGCGUGGAAGGAGAGCGUGGAGGCCCUCUUCACCUUACCUUUGAUACAGGCAAGACGUUGGAGGUGGAUUCACUGAUUUGGGCGAUUGGCCGUCACCCCAACACGUGGAACUUGGGCCUUGAAGAUAUCGGUGUGAAGCUGGAUGAGAAGGGCCAGAUUCAGGUCGACAAGUACCAGAACACAAGUGUGCCUGGCGUAUACGCUGUGGGCGAUAUUCAGGGCAAAGUCCUUCUUACGCCUGUCGCUAUUGCAGCUGGCCGUCGUCUGUCGAAUCGCCUGUUUGGUGGACCCAAAUUCAAGGAUGACCAUCUCGACUACGACAAUGUGCCAUCGGCCAUUUUCAGCCACCCAGCUGUGGGCUCUGUUGGCUUAUCGGAGCCCGAGGCGCGAAAGAAGUUUAGUCAGGACAAGAUCACCAUCUACCGCACUCGUUUCACGCCUAUGUACUAUGGUCUCCUUACCAAGAAGGCGCCUACAGCAUACAAGAUUGUGUGUGUGGGUGAGGAAGAGCGUGUAGUUGGCGUGCAUAUGGUCGGUAUGGGCUCGGACGAGUCGAUCCAGACCGUCGGCAUUGCCGUGAAGAUGGGCGCUACGAAGCAGGACUUUGACAACACUGUAGCUGUCCACCCCACGAGCGCGGAGGAGCUGGCAACAGGCCAUGUCUCUCGCCUAGCGCUACGCCGAUGCCAGCCUGUGACGAGGCUGGGCGCUCAGUCGCUGCAUACGUCGCCGAUGGCUGCGCUGCCUCCCAAGUCGCAUCCCAGCACGCAUUAUGAUAUGCUUGUGAUCGGUGGUGGCUCAGGUGGUAUGGGUGUCAGUCGCCGUGCUGCAAAGUAUGGUGCAAAAGUCGCUGUCAUUGAGGAAGCAGGCCGACUUGGUGGUACUUGUGUGAACUUGGGCUGUGUGCCUAAGAAGAUCAUGUGGCAUGCUGCGGAUCUGCAAGACAAGAUGUAUGAUGCCAUUGACUACGGCUUUACAGACGAUGGGAUUCCACACAAGAUCCCUACGGUAGAUUGGGGCGUCUUGGUGGAGCGACGUGAGGCUUACAUCCGUCGUUUAAAUGGCAUUUAUGACCGGAAUCUGGAAAAGGACCAUGUGGACUACAUUUCCGGUCACGGCAAGCUGCUGGGGAACGGCCAGGUUCUUGUCACACCUGGAGCUGAUCAGGCGCUGGACAAGGAAGUGACACUCACUGCCGACCACAUUGUGAUCGCGACAGGCGGUCGCCCUACUGUCCCAACGGAAGAGCAAAUCCCUGGCGCGAGUCUAGGUCUGGACUCGGAUGGCUUUUUUGCCCUGCAGAAGCAGCCCAAGCGCGCCGCCGUGGUUGGUGCAGGCUACAUUGCUGUGGAGUUGGCGGGUGUGUUUCGUGCUCUGGGCACCGAGACGAGCAUGAUUAUCCGCACAGACAAGGUGCUGCGUAGCUUCGAUCCCAUCAUCUCAGAUACGCUGACAGACUACAUGCACCAAUCGGCCUUGGACGUGUACACGCACUCAAGCGUUCAACGCGUGGAAGGGACCAAAGGCGGUCCUCUCCUGCUGCACCUCGAUACGGGCAAGACCCUCGAGGUGGAUACGUUGGUGUGGGCCAUUGGCCGUAGUCCGAACACGUGGAACUUGGGUCUGGAGGAGAUUGGCGUCGAGAUGGAUCGCCGGGGCAAUAUUGUGGUGGAUAAGUACCAAAACACUAAUGUGCCGGGCGUGUAUGCCAUUGGCGAUGUGCAAGGCAAGGGGCUACUCACGCCUGUAGCGAUUGCGGCGGGCCGUCGUUUGUCGAACCGCCUGUUCGGUGGCCCGAAGUUCAAAGUCGAUUACCUGGACUACGACAAUAUUCCUUCCGCGAUCUUCAGUCACCCCGCGGCAGGUACCGUGGGCUUGACGGAAGCAGAGGCGCGGGCCAAGUAUGGUGAUGACAAUGUGACGGUGUACCGUACCCGCUUCAACUCUAUGUACUAUGGCCUGCUUACGCAUAAAGUGCCUACGACGUACAAGAUUGUGUGCGCUGGCGAGGAAGAGCGCGUCGUUGGUGUGCACAUGAUUGGUCUGGGCUCGGAUGAACUGAUCCAAGUGGUAGGCAUUGCCGUGAAGAUGGGCGCUACGAAGAAGGACUUUGACAACACUGUGGCUGUCCAUCCGACGAGUGCAGAAGAGUUGGUGACGACCUAUGAACCAGUCAAGGCAUAA
Malassezia pachydermatis is the source of this 2949-nucleotide messenger RNA. Its product is annotated as glutathione-disulfide reductase. The record is from RefSeq and is a predicted model, not a curated record. Bases 1 to 2949 code for a protein of 982 amino acids. Gene Ontology annotation, biological process: cell redox homeostasis; cellular response to oxidative stress; glutathione metabolic process. Gene Ontology annotation, cellular component: cytosol; mitochondrion. NCBI's taxonomy places the organism in Eukaryota, Fungi, Basidiomycota, Malasseziomycetes, Malasseziales, Malasseziaceae. The transcript is spliced from 2 exons. Gene Ontology annotation, molecular function: glutathione-disulfide reductase (NADPH) activity; flavin adenine dinucleotide binding; NADP binding.